This is a messenger RNA of Ruditapes philippinarum (Manila clam), 2082 nucleotides long. Its product is annotated as neuropeptide SIFamide receptor-like. The record is from RefSeq and is a predicted model, not a curated record. Bases 153 to 1493 code for a protein of 446 amino acids. Gene Ontology annotation, biological process: G protein-coupled receptor signaling pathway. The transcript is spliced from 3 exons. Lineage: Eukaryota; Metazoa; Mollusca; Bivalvia; Venerida; Veneridae. Gene Ontology annotation, molecular function: neuropeptide Y receptor activity. Gene Ontology annotation, cellular component: membrane.
CUGGACAGAACGAAAUAAGAUUUAUCGACAAACGGUGCCAAUGCUCUUGUUACCUCAACACAAUUUAGAUAAUGACUUGUUUGUGAAAACAGCCUUACACUGAUAAUUGCAGCAACUGUGAGCAGCUGCUGAAACGAUACUCAACUGCAGAUAUGGCUAUCUUUAACGACAGUUUUACUGAAAAAUUUAAUGAAAGUGUAUUUUCAAAAAUAGUGAAUUCAACUACAACCGAAAACGUUAGAUCGUUUUACAGUUCUGAAAGUACUUUUAUAGGAAAUAGUACUGACAAAACAAAUGGUUAUGUUGAUUAUUACAGUAAUUAUACAUAUUAUGAAUAUGAAACUCCUAGCGUUCAAUUAUUAAAACAACCUCCUCACUUAAUUGCAGUGUAUUCAAUUGCAUAUGGAUUAGUGUUUAUUUGUGGAUUAAUCGGAAAUAGUUCGGUGAUUGCUGUGAUAAUUAAAGAACCAAGCAUGAGGAAUGUUACAAAUUAUUUCAUUCUGAAUUUAUCGGUGGCAGAUAUACUUGUUUCGCUAUUGGUGGUACCAAUCACGUUACUUACAAAUCUAUUUACAGGAUGGCGAUACGGUGCAUUUCUCUGCAAAAUCACGCCAUAUGUUCAAAGUGUAGUUCAGUGCGCAUCAGUAAAUACUCUGGCAGCAAUUGCGUUUGACAGAUACUUGGCAAUUUGCUACACACGACAUUCCAAAAUUUCAACAUGUGCUUCGCGGACGACAAUAGCUUCUAUUUGGAUAUUUGCCGGCUCAAUAAUGAUCCCGCUCUUAGUUUUCUAUCAGAAGUACAUGCACCCAAAAUUCCACGAAGUACCGAUGUGUCACCAAUUAUGGCCAAAUUUCGAUCUUCAAAGAGGAUAUUUUCUCGUAGCCUUGUUUUGUGUUUGUUACUUGUUACCUCUAAUUAUGAUUCUUCUAUGUUAUAUUCUAAUUGCCGUAAAGAUCUGGAAAAGAAACGCGCCUGGCGUUCAAACAAAUGGAAGAUUAAUUAUCUACAAAUCUAAAGUGAAGGUUUUAAAAAUGUUGGCAGUAAUUGUGAUUCUGUUUGCUUUCUCGUGGCUUCCUUUGUACGCAAUAUACCUAAAGUUUUACUUUCAAUCCGAGGAUUUAUCAGAGGGUGACCAAAAAACUUUAUUUGAAAUUGUCCUACCGUUCGCGCAAUGGUUAGGCGCGUCGAACUGUGGCAUGAAUCCAAUUAUUUAUUGUUUCUUCAGCAAAAAGUACAGGAGAGGUUUUAAAAAACUGCUAUAUUGCAGAUUCCAAACGCUGGCAUUCAGAAGACAGAGCAGAACUACACGAUCAUUGAGUACAAGAUACAUAAAUGUAGAAAAUUCCAGCGGAAAUGUAAAUGACACAAAAAACUGCCAAAGUAAAGAAAACAAAGUGUCAAGUAAUAAGUACAUGGUGGUAGCUUUUAACAACGGAAGAAUGACAGUGUCAUUCCGGAAGGAAAAUGCCUCUGACGAUUCAAGCUUCUAGAGGAUGUUACUCUGGACUCGACCUGAUUUAUAUUCUCCCUCACAUUUGUUUGAAACAUUGCAAUCGUUCACAAAAAAAGAAAACAACAAAAACACAAAAUAUUAUCUGAAGAUUUUAUGAGGGUUAUAUUGAUUAACAUGGUUCAUAUUUAAAAAGAUCAAAACAUACAUGUAUUUUAAAAAGAAUAUAUAUUUUUUGAAAUGUACAUACAUUGUAAAUUAAAUAAAAAAAGUAAAUUUAACGUUUGAGAAACCUGUUGUGAAGUAUUCACAUUAAUUGUACAUGUUUGAGAUGACUACAAGACAUAACGAUGAAUUUCUGAACAAACUAUGAGUGUUGUCAUUGAAUUCGUAAGUGUUAAUAUGACAUGUACAUGUAUAGUGGUAAUGAAAAAAAAAACAGAUAUCAAAUAUUGUCUCGUGAAUGUAUUUUAAAAUAUGGGCAACGGAAUAUUUUAGAUUAUUUUAAUGUUUGUUAAAUGUAUAUAUUUUUCAUGGUGCAGGACAUCGUGUAAAAUGAGGUUAUAACUAAACAUGUGUUUUUCUUGCUGAAACGUCAAUUUGCCAUUAAGAAUUGUGAAUAAAGUGAA